AGGUCACGACAACAAAGGUUUUUAUAACUUGUGUCUUUAAAGGAUAUUCUGACUGAAGAGAUAUUUAAGAAGCUCUUCUAUUUCGCCAUUAACUAUUAAGGAAUAACAAUCAGAAUUCUAGAAGAGGGAACAGUCUCAUUUAAAUGAAUCUGUAACUCGUAAAGACAGAAGGCAGGUCGGUGACCUAAGAGCAACAGCCUACUUGAGAUUUAGUUUUCAUUAUGUUUUUCAUGAACACCCAGAACACUGCACUAUAAUGCACAAAUGGAUACUGACAUGGAUCCUGCCAAUUUUGCUCUACAGAUCAUACUUUUACAUUAUCUUUCUAAUGGGCACUAUAUCUUUAGCUUGCAAUGACAUGACUCCAGAGCAAAUGGCUACAAAUGUGAACUGUUCCAGCCCUGAGCGACAUACCAGAAGCUAUGAUUAUAUGGAAGGGGGGGAUGUAAGAGUGAGAAGACUUUUCUGUCGAACUCAGUGGUAUAUGAGGAUUGAUAAGCGAGGCAAAGUAAAAGGGACACGAGAAGCAAACAACAACUACAGUAUUCUAGAAAUCCGAACAGUGGCAGUUGGAAUAGUGGCAAUCAAAGGAGUGGAAAGUGAAUACUUUCUGGCAAUGAACAAGUCAGGAAGACUCUAUGGAAAGAAAGUAUGUAAUGAAGACUGCAACUUCAUAGAACUGAUUGAAGAAAACCAUUAUAAUACAUAUGCUUCUGCAAAAUGGACACACAAAGGAAAGGAGAUGUUUGUUACAUUAAACCACAAAGGGGUCCCCAUGAAAGGUAAAAAAACAAAGAAAGAACACAGAGCAUCCCACUUUCUUCCUCUGGCAAUAUCCUAAUCACAAAUGAUCUAUAAAGAACUAGUUCCAGCAGGAAGAUUAUUUUAAAGAAGACUAUUUGACAAGAUAUCAAGAGAGGCUGGAAUACUACUGAGAAACUGAACAAGCUGGACUUGCGCAUUUAUGUUUAUUUUUAAGAGACUACAUGGAAAAGAUUUGAAAAUAUACACAAAACCAGAUUUACUAACUGAAAGUUGUAAAAAAUUCUAAAGAGUUGUACAAUCGUUAUCUUAGUCAUUGUAACUGGGUAGUUUCUUAAAUUAAUUUACCCUGAUGAAUAAGUCAUUACUUGAUUAUCUGAUAAUAUUUUAUUUAAAAAAACCUAUCUGCUUCUUAAAUAUGGCUGCUAUAAUAAUAAUAAGCAGAUGAUAAUGUGUAAAAUAUGUCAGACUUUAAGGCUGCUGGAAUGAGUUGUCAGAUUAUCAAGUCAAUAGUAAAUGUGGAGGCUGAGCAGUAUUUUAAAUACUUCCCCUGAGAAACUGAUAUCCUAUACAUAAACUAUAUGAUCAGAAAAAAGUAUAUAAUCUUGUAAAUGUUUAUUGUUGUAUUCAGAUAAAAGAGUUAGUUGGGAAAAAUUAAGUUUACUCUACUACAAAUGUUCCUAUCUAUUAAUGAAACAAAUAACUAAUGCUGCUCUAAAAGAUGUUUCAAAUAGUGUAUGUAAAAUAAGAAUAGGAAUAAAUAAUGUACUUCAUCUCACUUUUCACAAAUUAACAUUUUAUAUAACGAUGAAGCAAAAAUUCAGACAUAUUAAGAUUUUUUAUGUAACAUAUCUUAUCUUUUGUAUAAUUCCUGUUAGGGCAUACAGCUUUCAAUAUUGUUUUUCCAUCCUUAUA
Phalacrocorax carbo (great cormorant) is the source of this 1677-nucleotide messenger RNA. The record is from RefSeq and is a predicted model, not a curated record. Lineage: Eukaryota; Metazoa; Chordata; Aves; Suliformes; Phalacrocoracidae.